AUGACCCUAACCCCCUCCUCCGAACAAUCAGACUCGGCCGUCGCCGCCGUCGCCGCUGCAAAUCACAUCGACGACAAGCCAUACCACUCAAAACGACCCCACAAGAAGUCCCGGACAGGGUGUCGGAAUUGCAAGGCCCGUAAGGUGAAAUGCGACGAGUCUCGCCCAAUUUGCCGUAACUGCAUGCUCCGCAAGGCCGACUGUGUUUUCCCCGGACCGUCCCACUCCCACUCCGAGCCUGGCCCGGGGUCGCCAUCUGGCUCCUCCACCAGUGCCGUCUCACCCUCACGCUCGCGGUCCCAUACGCCACAGGGCAGCCACGCCAGCAUCGACGAUGACUAUAACGCCCUCGUCCUCAGAGAGCCGCUCUACAUCCCUGCCGGCGACAGGGACGCCACCGACAUGAAACUACUUUGGUUCUACACCACAAACACCUUCGCGUCCUUCGCGACGCAGGCCGGGCAGGUGAAGCGGGUCGACGACAUCCUCAAGAUCAAGAUUCCCAGCCACGCCUUCGAGAGCCCCUUCCUCAUGGACUGUCUGCUGGGCACAUCCGCCCUCCAGCUCCAGCAUCUGAAACAGGACAUUGCGCCCUCGCGCGCCCUCCGCUACCGUGCCCGCGCCUUCGAGGGCUACCGUAAGGCCAUCGAGGAGGGCAAGCCCGAAACCUUUCCCGCUCUCAUCGCGACCUCGUUGCUCCUCACGGCCCUGUCUUCGCAAAUGUUCCGCGAGGAGGGCACCAAGGACCUCUACAUCAUCGACUGGAUGAUUGUCUGGCGCGGCAUCGGUCUCAUGAUCGACAUGGCCACGCCCCAGACCCUCUGGGACUCGGGCCUCGCCGACCUCUUUGUGCGCCCGCCUAUCAACCUCGACGAGGCUGCCAAGCACAUCCCCAACAACCUGCUCUUCAUGAUCUCCUCCAUCCGACCCGGAGACCCGGAUUAUGACCACAUCUCGACGUACUACGACACGCUUAAGUACCUCGGCUCACUCUACGCGGCGCUCGUCCAUGGCUUCAAUCCCGUCAUGACCCUUCGCGUUGUCACGUGGUUCACUUUCAUCCCCAAGGCCUUUGUCGAGCUGGGCCGACAGAAAAGGCCUCGAGCCUUAGUCAUUCUCGCCCACUAUUUAAUGUUUAUUAAAGUCGCCCGGAACCUGUGGUGGAUCGAGGGUAUCGGUGACCGCGAGAUCGCUGGAAUCGUCCGCCAUCUCGGCGAGGACUGGUACGAAGAGCUUGCAGCGCCACGCCUGGCCUUACUGCUGGAUGACCGAAUCGAUAUCACGAGACUGAUUCUCGCCGAUCCCGAGUGGGAUUCGCCCGUCGACGACUUCAAAGCCCCGCUACACGACGCUCGUACGGAGAUGCUCACCUGGGUCGACGACAGUGGCAAACGGUACAAGGGCAUGCCGCAGCGUGUUGGCGACUUACAACCAGCUGAUCCCGCGCCGCGGAGGCUGCCCUGGGACGGAGAUGGUCUUCAUCAGGAUCCGAUGAUGCUCUGUGCUCCGGGGAGAGAGUACGCUGAGAGAGUACUGGAGGCGAUUGACAUGGGUGUUCAGGACAUGGAUGUUUCCAGGUGA
This is a messenger RNA of Colletotrichum higginsianum IMI 349063, 1581 nucleotides long. Its product is annotated as C6 zinc finger domain protein. Gene Ontology annotation, biological process: regulation of transcription by RNA polymerase II. Gene Ontology annotation, molecular function: zinc ion binding; DNA-binding transcription activator activity, RNA polymerase II-specific. The transcript has a single exon. NCBI's taxonomy places the organism in Eukaryota, Fungi, Ascomycota, Sordariomycetes, Glomerellales, Glomerellaceae. The record is from RefSeq and is a predicted model, not a curated record. Bases 1 to 1581 code for a protein of 526 amino acids.